Messenger RNA from Coregonus clupeaformis (lake whitefish), 2448 nucleotides. Its product is annotated as histone-lysine N-methyltransferase SUV39H1. Gene Ontology annotation, cellular component: nucleus. NCBI's taxonomy places the organism in Eukaryota, Metazoa, Chordata, Actinopteri, Salmoniformes, Salmonidae. The transcript is spliced from 6 exons. The record is from RefSeq and is a predicted model, not a curated record. Gene Ontology annotation, molecular function: histone H3K9 methyltransferase activity; protein binding; zinc ion binding. Bases 336 to 1793 code for a protein of 485 amino acids.
UCCCAAAUUCUAAAGAAAAUGUUGGAUUUUGUUUACUUUUCUUCGGUAACAGCUGUUAUGUGAUAAUCACGCUUUAAAAAAAUUAUAUAUCAUGAAGUUGAUUAGAAAAAUGGUGAUGCAACACAGUUUAUUAUAUAUUUGUCGAAGUUAGCCUAGCUAGCUAACGUUAGCUGGCCCAUUUCGCAAUCAGUGGUCGAAUCUUGUAGCUAGUUAGCUGCAACAUGUUUGAUUUUCAUUAAUAAACAGUAGUGAAUAUAACUACCAUCGCAUAUGAAUACUUAGCAACCUAGCUAUGCACAUACAGAAUGAAAACAUGUUGAUAAAUAAAUGGAGUCAUGAUGAUAGUUGCUGAUCGGAGCGAGCCAUGUCGUGUUGUUCUUUGUGUAACUGGCUUGUCACUCACUGCAGAGUGCCAAGUUGCAUGUAAAGUGACAACGAGCCAGUUGCAGACACACUGUCGUCAUGAAGGGAUUGUGUGCUUGGAUCUGGGGGUCAACAAGAGACAAAUGCACGACUUCGAAGUGGAGUACCUGUGUGACUACAAGAGGACACUUGUUCCUGGAAGGAAGAGAGCCAAUCCAACGGGAGUACCAAAGGAGAGGGAGUUCUACCUGGUUAAAUGGAAGCGUUACCCAGAUCACAUGAACACCUGGGAGCCGAGGAAAAACCUCAGGUGUGUGGAGCUCCUACGUCAGUUCUGGGACGAUGUCUUCCUGGAGCUGCAGAGACAGAAAAAGACUGUAGUCCCCAACCGGUUUGAACCAGAGCUAUCCUCUUACCUGGAGCAGAGAGCCAGGCAUAGGCAGAGCCUGCAGAGGUGGGAGGCCCAGAUCAACAGUGUCGGGGGCCUCACCAAACGCAUCCUGGUCCGCAACCGUGUGGACCUUGAGGGCCCUCCGAAGAACUUUACCUACAUCAACGGAUACAAGGUGGGUGAGGGCAUUUCGGUGACGACGGUGGCAGUGGGGUGCGAGUGCACCAACUGUUUGGAGAACCCUGUGGGUGGUUGCUGCCCAGGAGUAUCGGGCCAUGGCUUUUCCUACAACGAGUGUGGGCAGGUGACGGUUAAGCCUGGGCAGCCCAUCUAUGAGUGCAACAAGAAGUGUCGCUGUGGACCAGACUGCCCCAACAGAGUGGUACAGAGAGGGAUACAGCAUACCCUCUGCAUCUUCAAAACAGACAACGGGCGGGGGUGGGGCGUACGCGCCUCUGAGCGUAUCAAAAAGCAUUCCUUCGUCAUGGAGUAUGUCGGAGAGAUCAUCACUACAGAGGAGGCAGAGAGGAGGGGUCAGGUCUAUGACAGACAGGGAGCAACAUACCUGUUUGACCUGGACUAUGUUGAGGAUGAGUACACUGUUGACGCUGCUCGCUAUGGAAACGUCUCCCACUUUGUCAACCACAGUUGCAACCCGAACCUGCAGGUGUACAAUGUAUUCAUAGACAACCUGGAUGAGAGACUACCACGCCUGGCUUUCUUCUCAAACCGUGGUAUCAGAGCUGGGGAGGAGCUCACCUUCGACUACAAUAUGCAGAUUGAUCCAAUAGAUGUGGAGAGCACUAAAAUGGACUCCAAUUUCAGUAUGACUGGCUCACCUAAAAAGGCUCACAUGUCUGGAUCACCUAAAAAGGCUCACAUGUCUGGAUCACCUAAAAAGACUCACAUGUCUGGAUCACCCAAAAAGGAUCACAUGUCUGGAUCACCCAAAAAGGAUCACAUGUCUGGAUCACCCAAAAAGCGUGUGCGCAUGGAGUGCAAGUGUGGGAAUGACAAUUGCAGGGGGUACUUGUUUUAGGGGUGUGACACCAUUAGUGCCAUCAUGACAAUUAAACUUUAUUUCUGGCAUUUUAAAUGGACUGUGAAUAUUUGGUGUCUUUUAAUAUUCAACCCUUUCAUCAAACACUAUUCAUUAGGGUUGGGACAUCAUAUGUUUAAUUUGUUUCUAACCUGUUUGCAGUUUUUUAGAGUUAUUUGGUUUUAGUAUACAACACUAGAAUCAAAUUGUGUGCCAUAUUUAAAUAACAUAAACACUAUGAUCUCUCAUUGAAUGCUGAACUACUUUUCAUUUGAUGUAAUCAUCUGCUGUACAAUUUGUCUGUACAAAACUGGCAUGUGUGAAAGUUGAAAGGUGUGUUUUUAAUAUGUAUGAAAAUGCACUCUUCCAUGACUUUUUGGAUUAGGAGCCGUUGAUUAGUGAUGGGGGGGAAAUCGAUAGUUACAUAUUGGGAUAUUAUUUUUGACUAUAAAUCGUAUAGGUUUGACAAAAUUGGAAUAUAAUUUUUUGCUGAAGUUGGCUGCACCAAAAUGCCAGUAGUUUUCCAUCAUAGCUUGUUCUCCAUAUUAUUUUUAGAUAGGGCGCCAAUAUCUUUUAAACACUUAUUUCCAUGACUGAUCAAAACUGGUUUUCUCAUGGCUCUCUCUUGUCCCUCUGCAGCAGAUAUAUGGUGAGC